AUGCCUUUCCUCCACGUCGGCUACAAACGCUUUCACUACACCGACUUGAAACCACAAGAUGGCAAGACACGCGAGACACUCAUUUUCAUGCACGGGCUGGGCUCUUCGCAGAAUUACUAUCAGCCAGUAACUCAAAGCUUGGUCGCGAAUGGAUUCCGCUGCAUUACCUUUGACAACACAGGGGCCGGUCGAUCGACGUACACAUUUGUCGAGCAGAGUAUCGAGACGCUAGGAGAAGAUGUGAUUGGGAUUCUGGACGCGCUGAACGUCGACAAGGCUGUGUUCGUUGGGCACAGCAUGGGAGGCAUCGUCGGUGCACACCUUGCGGCUGAGCGAAGUGACCGCAUUGUAGCAGCUAUCCUGAUCGGCCCUGUAUAUCCCAGCCCUGAGGCAGGCCCCCGCUUUCACGAACGGAUAGAAACCGUUGCAAAAGACGGUAUGCAACCCAUGGCCGACAGCAUCCCACAUGCUGCAGUCGGGAAGAAGGCGUCUCCACUGGUCAAAGCGAUGAUCCGCGAGUUAUUGCUAUCGCAGGAUCCAGCGGGUUAUAUUUCCAACUGUCGAGUCAUUAUCAAUGCAAAGCCGCCUCAGUACAGCAAGAUCAGCGUGCCCGUACUCAUUCUCGCUGGUGAGGAGGACAAGAGCGCACCGCUUGAAGGAUGCAAGAAGAUGUUCGAAGAGAUUGGUAGCAGCGAGAAGAAGUUGGAGGUUAUGGAGGGAGUCGGGCAUUGGCACUGUCUUGAGGCUUUUGACGAAGUCGCGAAAUUGAUUGAGGGGUUUUACCACGAGAUACAAUAA
Molecule: messenger RNA, 798 nt
Organism: Alternaria ethzedia
Lineage: Eukaryota; Fungi; Ascomycota; Dothideomycetes; Pleosporales; Pleosporaceae
Exons: 2
Coding region: 1-798 (265 amino acids)
Source: RefSeq, a predicted model, not a curated record